CCCACCUGCUCUUCGACUUGCAUUCCCCCAAAACAUUCAUUUCAGCGUUCUCGACAGCUUCACACGAUGUCAACGACAGCUUCCGAUAAGCCACAUGUCCUGCUAGUAUCACUUGAUACCGAUUUCCCGUUUGAUCAAAUCUACCAAGCAUCUGUGGGGAAGCUGAAAGCCCUAGCCACUCUUCAUCAUGCCACAAACCCCGCUUCAGCACUACAACGAUUAGAACAUCAGCCUCUGCAGGCGGUUCUAGUUACCGACGGUGCCAUCGCACAGCAUCGUGCUGUCUUUGUGAAGCUUCUUGACUAUGUUCGCGGUGGCGGUACCCUCGUUCUCAUGGGCACCUUCAGCUCAAUGACUAGACCCAAUGAUAUGAACAAGCUCUUCCAAGAAGCAGGUCUACCAUGGACGUACAGAGAUUGCAGACGUAUCAAUAUCCCCCACUAUGCUGCGAGGACCACUGUGUAACGAGAAGAAUAGUAG
Molecule: messenger RNA, 480 nt
Organism: Aaosphaeria arxii CBS 175.79
Lineage: Eukaryota; Fungi; Ascomycota; Dothideomycetes; Pleosporales
Exons: 1
Coding region: 67-465 (132 amino acids)
Source: RefSeq, a predicted model, not a curated record